CAUUAAGCAGUUUUCAUUUCACUUCCAACUUAAGAAAAUUCGGAUAGCAACAUGAGCCACCACGGUAGUUACUCAUCUUGUGGAUCUUCUAUGGGAGCCCACCAAUCUAGAGGGCAUUGCUCUUCAAGUCAUGGGUCAUCAGCUCAGCAUGGAAGCUCCUAUAAGCUCCAACAUAACAGUUCGUCUGGUUCUAAUCAUGGUGGUUACUACAAAUCAUCCAGCCACUUAGGAGGAAGUGCAAAACUAUCAAGCCAUUCAUUUGCUGGUCUAGCACAUGGAGGUGGAAGUGGUCAUGGUCACUACAAGAGUUCUAGCAGCCACGCUCAUAACCUACUUCAUAUUAAUGAGAAAGAUACAAUGAGGGCUCUAAAUGAGCGUCUUGCCUCCUAUCUAGACAAGGUCCAUUCACUGGAGCAGGAAAAUGCUGAGCUGGAAAGGAAGAUAUGCGAAUGGUAUGCAAACAAUGCCCCAAGCUCACUCCCUGACUCCAGUGAGUACUUCAGGACUAUUCAGGAGCUACAGAACCAGGUUGCUUCAGCCGCCACAUGCAAUGCAAGUUUAGUCCUGCAGAUAGAUAAUGCUCAACAAGCAUCAAAUGACUUCAAAAGCAAGUAUGAGAUGGAGAUGAAUUUGAGGAACAAUGUGGAGGCAGACAUUGGCGCUUUGAGUAGAGUACUAGGCCAACUUAACAAUGACGUGCAAAGUUUUGCAGGGGAAGUGCAAUGUCUCCAGCAGGAAAUUAACCAGUUAAGGAACAACCAUUCACAGGAAGUAGAUGGGCUGCGUUCUCAGCUUGGAACCAGAGUCAAUGUUGAAAUGAAUGCUGCUCCAUCCGCCGAUCUGAACAGAGCUUUAUCUGAGGUCAGAGAGGAAUACGAAAACCUGAUGGAGAGGAAUCUCAGGGAAGCCGAGAGUAUCUUCUUGGCAAGGAGCGCAGAACUGGACCGUGAGGUGUCUUCAGGAGCUGCGCAACUUCAGUCAGUUAAUAAUGAGAUUAUUGAUUCAAGACGCGCUGUACAGACCCUGGAGAUUGAACUACAAAGUCAGCUAAGUAUGAAUUCAGCUCUAGAGGGCACCUUAUCAGAGACUGAGGCAACGUUCGGCUCCCAACUUUCCCAGUUACAAUGCCUGAUUGAUAACAUUGAGUCUCAACUAGCACAGGUCCGAUCUGACCUAGAACAACAGAAUCGCGCAUACCAAGUUCUCAUGGACCAGAAGACUCAUCUAGAGAUGGAAAUCAACACCUACAGACAUCUGCUGGAUGGACACAACAUUGAUGUUGGAGAUCAUAAUGCUUCAGGAGAAUCCCAUCAUAAGCAUUGUUAGAGACAUAAUCUGAGCUUCAGACAGAAGAUGAAAUAUGAAGCCAGUGAUGGAUAUCCACAACAAU
Molecule: messenger RNA, 1390 nt
Organism: Pelobates fuscus (common spadefoot toad)
Lineage: Eukaryota; Metazoa; Chordata; Amphibia; Anura; Pelobatidae
Product: keratin, type I cytoskeletal 19-like
Exons: 8
Coding region: 52-1326 (424 amino acids)
Biological process (GO): epithelial cell differentiation; intermediate filament organization
Cellular component (GO): cytoskeleton
Molecular function (GO): structural molecule activity
Source: RefSeq, a predicted model, not a curated record